Messenger RNA from Cajanus cajan (pigeon pea), 4644 nucleotides. Its product is annotated as TMV resistance protein N. The record is from RefSeq and is a predicted model, not a curated record. Gene Ontology annotation, molecular function: ADP binding. Lineage: Eukaryota; Viridiplantae; Streptophyta; Magnoliopsida; Fabales; Fabaceae. Gene Ontology annotation, biological process: defense response; signal transduction.
AAGACAGUUAUUUUUCCCUUCCAGUAUUAAUUAUAUGAAUGAUUAUGUAAGCCUUUUAACAAAGUUAGUGUAUUGAGUUUGAAACUGUUUCAGGGUGCUGUUUCUUAUAUAUGUAUACGACCUGAUAAUGUACAUUGUGCCAAUGGUGGAGGUUUUAAUCUGAAUAACGCUCAAUUGGUCGAACAAAAACUAUUUUAAUUAUAUCAUUACACAUUAAAAUUAUCUUAUUCUCUUCAAUCGACAAAACAUGGCAAUGGAAAACUAAAGUGAAAAUCAUUGUAACUUAAUUUUUUGGAAGGAGGGUUGAAGAUUCUUAAAGGCAACUAUGAGAAACUUUAGUGAAAUGUAGAAGCCGCCAAGAAAAACUAGCGGCUUUUAUUUAAUUAUAUAUAUUCUUUAAUUAUAUAUGAGAAACUAUGUUGAAGCAUCCAAUUGGAAUAAAGGUUGAAGAUUCUUUAAUGCCCAAACCACAAAACCGUUUCAGUGGAAAAAACAGGACAUUCAAAAAAUAAUGUUUUCAUAUACACUAACGUUAAGAUAAUUGAGCAGCCAACUUGGACUUCAUGCAAUAGUGGCAAUUGCAACUUGAUUUCGUCUGAAUCUCAGUGCAAAGUCUCAGAAACUUGGUAGAACCUUCCAAUAACCAUUUCUCUUUACCUCAAUACAUAAUCAAACAACUUCAUUCACAGCUUCAACCCUUCAUUUCUAUCACCCGUUCUUGCUUUUGCAUUUGCAUCUUUACACAAAUUCUAUUGCACAUCUUUCAUUCUCUACAAGUUUGUUUCCACUUUUGGCAAUUGCAAUGGCAUCUAACGCCAUCAUCCAAUGCAGCUCCUCUUCUUCUCACAUGAUAAGGACUUAUGAUGUGUUUGUCAGCUUUCGCGGUGAAGACACACGCAACAACUUCACUUCCUUUCUCUUUCAUGAUCUCAGUAGAAAUGGCAUUGUGGCUUUCAAAGAUGAUACGCAUCUCCACAAAGGUGAAUCCAUUGCACCCGAGUUGCUACAAGCCAUUGAAGGGUCUCGCCUUUUCAUUGUGGUCUUCUCUAAGAACUAUGCUUCCUCCACUUGGUGCUUGCGUGAAUUAGCACACAUAUGCAAUUGCAUUCAAACUUCACAAAGGUGUGUUCUUCCUAUCUUUUAUGAUGUUGAUCCUUCAGAUGUGCGAAAACAGAGUGGAUGCUAUGAAAAAGCCUUUGUAGAACAUGAAGAAAGAUUCAGAGAAGAUAAAGAGAAGAUGGAGGAAGUGCAGACAUGGAGAGAAUCUCUCACUCGAGUGGCCAAUCUCUCUGGUUGGGAUAUCCAAAACAAGCCACAAUACGUAGAGAUCGAAGAAAUUAUUCAAAAGAUAAAAAAUAUAAUGGGUCAUAAAUUUUCGUGGCUUCCAAAAGAUAAUUUAGUUGGAAUGGAAUCUCGUGUUGAAACAUUAUCAAGGAUAUUGUAUUUAGAGUUGGUUAAUGAUGUUCGUGUUGUUGGAAUUAGUGGAAUGGGUGGGAUAGGAAAGACAACUCUUGCUUAUUCUUUAUAUGAAAGAAUCUCUGAACAAUAUAAAUUUUGUUGUUUUAUUGAUGUAAGCAAAAUUUAUCAAGCUUCUGGUACUAUAGGUGUACAAAAACAGUUACUUUCUCAAUGUCUUAAAGAAAAGAAUCUUGAGAUUUCCAAUGCUUCUGAGGGAACAUGUUUAGUAUGGGAAAGGUUACACCAUGCAAGGGCACUUAUUGUUCUUGAUAAUGUUGAUCAAGAUAGGCAACUAAAUAUGUUUACAGGAAAUAGGGAGACUCUGUUACGUGAAUGCCUAGGUGGAGGGAGUAGAAUUAUCAUAGUUUCUAGGGAUAAACAUAUAUUGAGGAAAUAUGGAGUAGAUGAUGUUUAUCAAGUCCAACCAUUGAAUGACGAAGAUGCUACCCAAUUGUUCUACAAAUAUGCUUUCAAAGGUAAUCAUAUUAUGACUGGUUAUGAGGAGUUGACAUAUGAUAUACUAUCACAUGUUCAAGGCCAUCCUUUGGCAAUUCAAGUAUUGGGCUCAUCUUUGUUUGAUCGAAAUAUCUCACAGUGGAAAAGUGCAUUGGUUAGAUUUAAAGAAAAUAAAAGUGACAAUAUUAUAGAUUUCCUGCGAUUAGGUUUUGAUGAGUUGGAUAACCUAGAGAAGGAGAUAUUUCUAGAUAUUGCUUGUUUCUUCAACAAUGAAAAGGAAGAAAGGGUGAUGGAGAUUCUAGAUUUUCGUGAAUUUCAUCCUGAAUAUGGUCUACAAAUUCUUGCUGAAAAAUCACUUAUAACUGUUGAAUGUGGACAUAUUCGUAUGCAUGACUUGUUGAUAGAUUUGGGAAGGUGCAUUGCUCGAGAAAAAUCACCUAAGGAGCCAAUAAAGUGGACUAGGUUGUGGGAUUACCAAGAUCUGCACAAAGUUAUGUCAAACAAUAUGGAAUCUGUAAAUCUUGAGGCUAUAGCUGUUGUAGAUUUCCUAAUGGAGUUUGAUGAAACAACUAUAAGGGCAGAUGCUCUAUCAAAAAUGAGUAAACUUAAGUUUCUCAAACUUGAAUUUGUGAACUUUUGUGGCAACCUCGAUCAUCUUUCUAAUGAGUUGGGAUAUCUUAGAUGGGGAGAUUAUCCUUUUAAGAGUUUACCUCCAAGUUUUCAACCGGACAACCUUGUUGAGUUGUCUCUACGUGUGAGCAACAUCAAACAAUUGUGGAAAGAUAGAAAGCAUCUACCGAAUUUAAGACAUUUGGACCUCGCUCAUUCCAAAAACCUAAUCCAGAUACCAGAUCUUGGGGAGGCCCCAAAUCUUAGGUUGUUGGAUUUGAAUGGAUGUAAAAAACUCAGGCAGCUUCAUCCAUCUGUUGGUCUUUUAACAAAGCUGACUCUUUUGAAUUUGGAAAAAUGUAAAAGUCUUAUCAAGACACCACAUUUCAGAGAGAACCAAAUUCUUGAAACACUAAAUUUACGAGGAUGUAGACAACUCAAGGAGAUCAAUCCAUCCAUUGGUCUUCUGCAAAAGCUUACCUUUUUAGAUUUGGAUAGGUGUGAAAAUCUAAUAAGCUUACCCAAUAGCAUAUUGUGCCUAAGUUCUCUAGAAUAUUUGAAUCUCUCUCGCUGUCCGAAAUUGUUUAAUACCCAGUUGUUACAUGAAGCAAGGGAUGAAGAGCAAAUGAAGAAGCUUUGCAUAGGUGAAUCUCCGAUUUGUUCCCACUCAACAUCGUCCAUCAUGAAAAAGUGGUUUAAGUCACCUUUACAUUUGUUGCAUUCUAGAGCACGUAAAGGUCCAGUUAGUCGCUUGUUGCCUUCCUCGCCUACACUUGGUUGUAUGCGUGAACUUCAUCUAAAUUUCUGCAAUUUAGUUCAAAUACCUGAUGCUAUUGGAAAUUUACAUCUCUUAGAAUCCCUAUGUUUAAGGGAAAACAAUUUCGCCACACUGCCGAGCCUCAAGGAGCUUUGGAAGCUGUACUCUUUAAAUUUACAAGAUUGUAGGCAGUUGAAGUAUUUUCCUGAGCUUCCUUCGCGAACUGACUUGUCAUCAGAAAGAUACCAGCUCCCAGAGUAUUUAAAUAGGGAUCUUUAUGACAUAAGAGAGCAUUUGAGAGUUGAGGUUUACAAGUACAAGAAAGCGGGAUUAAAUAUUUAUGGUUGUCCAGAAUUAGUUGAUUUGGAACGUUGCACUAGCAUGGCUUUUUCAUGGACGAGACAAAUUCUUGAGGCUCACUACCAAUACAAACGUCCGUGUCUGUCAUACAAUGAUGUGUUUCCUCUACACAUUGCAAGUAUUAUUAGAGGAAGUGAAAUACCCAGUUGGUUCAACAAUGAUCACGAAGGCAUAGGCAGUUUAAUAACCUUAGAUGAAUCUCCCCUUAUGCAGAAAGACAAUAAUUGCAUAGGCCUUGCUUGUUGUGUAGUAUUUGGACCUCCUUCUAGAAUAAUGGCUCCUCCCAAAACAGAAUCAGUUCGUCGUUUUCGUGCUGAGAUUCCAUUGUUUUUGGGAGAAGAUCAAGUCACGGAAGAUCACUUGUGGUUGUUCUAUUAUGCUUUACCACAAUCGUUGUUGACAUGCUGGGAUGCACAUUUCAAAUUGGAAAUUGAGAUAACAAACAUUGGAAGUUGGACUUUUGAGGUGAAGAAAUAUGGGUAUCGUUGGGUAUAUGAGAAACCCCUAGAAGUAUCAAACUUGAUAAUGAUGCACAACCCAAAUUCGUGAGCUUGGAAGCACAACUUUUUGGCAAUUGAGGAAGCCAUGCAUGUAUCAACUGCAUAUUUCUGCUACACUUCCAUAGUUCCAUCCUAUAGAAGGAUUGGAGGCAUCAUCCAAUAUGGAUGCAAGAUUAGUAACAAUAGACCAAACAAGGAUGCACAGUAGAAUUCAAAUUCACAAUGACUCCAUGGAUGUCUUUACAAGUUGCACUAAGAUUAAAUUUAGUGCUACUUUGUUUGAUUACAGAGGGAAGAAAUGCUCUUGGUCUUUUAUUUUAUUUUAUUUUAUUUUUUUUAUUUUCUCAUUAUUUAAAAAAUGUAAAGCAUAUUAAAGUUGUUCCAUAAUCAGUUUCCGCAUCUUGCAUCUGUAGGAUCCUUCUGUUGGUAAGCAUAUGAUUCUUUUUCUUUUGUUUUAUAUGUUUCUAAUCCUUUUUAUAUUGACAUAACCUAAUAUUAUGCUCC